Messenger RNA from Sorghum bicolor (sorghum), 1097 nucleotides. Its product is annotated as auxin-responsive protein SAUR21. The transcript has a single exon. Lineage: Eukaryota; Viridiplantae; Streptophyta; Magnoliopsida; Poales; Poaceae. Bases 188 to 544 code for a protein of 118 amino acids. The record is from RefSeq and is a predicted model, not a curated record. Gene Ontology annotation, biological process: response to auxin.
ACACACAGCCUCACCAGCAGCCACAUAAUAGUGCAACACAAAUAAACCUGUUUGUAGCCAAUUCGAUCAAGUGAAGACUGUGCAGUGCAGCUACUAGCAGUUUGUUGCUCCAACAUAUAUGCAUGUGCCGCACACGCAAACUAAACUAGCUAGCUAACCACCACCAGCACAGCACAGCAUUUCUUCCAUGAUGAUGGGCUCACUGAAGCUGACGGAGAUCGUCUCCAAGAAGUGGGGCGUCGGCGGCGGCAGCAAGGUCGCCUCCCCGAGCGCGGCGGCGUGCCCGCGAGGCCACUUCGCGGCCUACACCAGGGAGGGCCGCCGGUUCUUCAUCCCCAUCGCCUACCUCGCCAGCGACACCUUCCAGGAGCUGCUCAGCAUGGCCGAGGAGGAGUUCGGCGAGCCCGGCGACCGCCCCAUCGUGCUGCCCUGCUCCGCCGACCGCCUCGAGCAGAUCCUCGACGCCUUCCGCAGCGGCGGCGGCCCCAAGAAGAAGAGCGCCGGCGCCGGCGCCGGCAGCGGCAGGAUCAGCAAGAUCUGGUAGCACGAAUGCAGUUGCAUUACUGCACCCUCAGCUGCUGCUAGCUGCUAAACACGGCCUAAUUGUCGUCGUUGGUAGCAGCUGGAUGAGCCUGGAUGCAUGACUGUGAGAUUAUUAUUAUUAGUAGCUUUUUCGAUCCAUUGAUGAUUAUUCACUGGCGCUCAACUAGUCCUGCUGAUGAUCAGCCUAGCUAUUAGCUAGGUGUUGUGAUCGAUUCGUUAGUUAAUUAAAUGGUUUUUUUUUUUUUUUUGCUGCUCUGCUCUCCUGGGGUGAUCUGCAUGCCAAUGCAAUGUGUGUGUUUUCAGGAGACCAGCUGUGGCGUGGCAGGCACUACUAUGGCCAACCUGCCGUGAUGUAACAUCUCUGUAGACUGUACCUUUUCAUUUGUUGAAUUUUUUUCCUUCUCUCUCUCUCUCUCUCUCUCUCUCUCUCUCUAGCUUCUUCUACUACUUCUCUUUGAGAACUCAUUUUUUCAAUUGUCACAUGACUAAAUAUGUACAUGUUGUUGGCAAUUAUUUUGGUUAAGCUGUGUGACGAGUGUCCAUUGUAACAUCAA